AUGUCCGACCAAGAGAGGCUUGAGAAUCUUUUUGCGAAUCCAUUUGCUCCGUCUAGGCCACCAAGACUUGCUGAAAAGGAGUUCGUAUACACACCAUCUGCCUAUGUUCAAAUGAUUGAUCAAAUGAUCGGUUCUCGUACUCGUCCCUGGAAUCCUGAACGAAAUCCGAUCAGACCAAAACAGAUGCUGACCUUACCAGAAAUGUCACGAGAAGAGUUGUUCAUCUCGCGAGCGAUGGAAAACUGCGUUGUAAAGUCGACAAUCGCUGGAGUACUUGGAUUUGGAGUUGGUGUUGCUUUUGGUUUAUUUACUGCCUCCGUCGAUCCGUCGCUAUCUAUGGUUGGUGGCGACCCAACUAAGCAGCUCACUUUGAAAGAAACGUGGAAAGAAAUGAGUGGAAGAAUGAAAUCUUAUGGAAAGAAUUUUGGAUCUAUUGGCCUCAUGUUUUCCGGCACUGAGUGUAUCCUAGAAACAGUACGAGCCAAAAGCGACUGGCGAAACGGAACGUACUCAGGAGCCAUCGUAGGAGGUAUUCUCGGCUUACGAGCAGGUAUUAAGCCUGCGCUUUGGGGAGCUGCUGGUUUUGCUGCUUUCUCAACACUCAUCGAUCACUGGAUGAGAGGCUAA
Messenger RNA from Necator americanus (New World hookworm), 627 nucleotides. RefSeq lists its product as uncharacterized. The transcript is spliced from 7 exons. Gene Ontology annotation, cellular component: TIM22 mitochondrial import inner membrane insertion complex. Gene Ontology annotation, biological process: protein insertion into mitochondrial inner membrane. The coding region runs from base 1 to 627 and encodes 208 amino acids. Gene Ontology annotation, molecular function: transmembrane protein transporter activity. The record is from RefSeq and is a predicted model, not a curated record. NCBI's taxonomy places the organism in Eukaryota, Metazoa, Nematoda, Chromadorea, Rhabditida, Ancylostomatidae.